CGGGCAGAGGCAGGGGAACAAGAGACGGGCAGAGGCAGGGGAACAAGAGACGGGCAGAGGCAGGGGAACAAGAGACGGGCAGAGGCAGGGGAACAAGAGACGGGCAGAGGCAGGGGAACAAGAGACGGGCAGAGGCAGGGGAACAAGAGACGGGCAGAGGCAGGGGAACAAGAGACGGGCAGAGGCAGGGGAACAAGAGACGGGCAGAGGCAGGGGAACAAGAGACGGGCAGAGGCAGGGGAACAAGAGACGGGCAGAGGCAGGGGAACAAGAGACGGGCAGAGGCAGGGGAACAAGAGACGGGCAGAGGCAGGGGAACAAGAGACGGGCAGAGGCAGGGGAACAAGAGACGGGCAGAGGCAGGGGAACAAGAGACGGGCAGAGGCAGGGGAACAAGAGACGGGCAGAGGCAGGGGAACAAGAGACGGGCAGAGGCAGGGGAACAAGAGACGGGCAGAGGCAGGGGAACAAGAGACGGGGAGAGGCAGGGGAACAAGAGACGGGGAGAGGCAGGGGAACAAGAGACGGGGAGAGGGCAAGACCGGCUUUUUAUAGGUGCAGCAGAAAUUCCUUUUUCAGCCUCCAUGGAAUCCUGUUAAAAUGCAGUUGGAGAGUGCCAGCAGUAGAGAAGGUGAGAUAUCUAUUUACUGAGGAGGAUGCAGGAAGCAAAGUGCUGUGGAGGAGGACACGGAGAAGGGGGUUCGCAGUCCAAAAGCUAAAUUAAGCGUGACUGGGAUUGACUCCAUAUUUUAAUCCUCCAUUGGUCCUUUGAACCCUUACACACACACACACACAGAUACAUACACACGCCACACUGAAAGCCUGUCUCUGCGUGUUGCCUUUCUUGCAUUACACCGCCACUCAUGCAGAAAGGUAGUCUGGGUCAUGGAGGGGGUGCCCAGAUAAGAGGCUUGGAUCUUAAUACCCCAACCCCUCACUACCCUAAUACCGCUCCCUGUUUACUGUUGUCGGGGGGGGGGGCAAAGCUGCUCACAGCUACCCCUGCACUGAUUGGAUAAGGCGGAAGAGGGUCUGGUGAACGGGUCCCCCUGGUUGGCGAGAGGAGAGCGGGUACACAUUGUGAUUGGGUGACGGGACAGAGGGGUCCUCUCUGUCGCCAGCCGGUGAAGGGGUUCUCCUGUUUGUGUGGGGAUUAUGGCUUCGGCGAUUGGGCACGCUCCCAGGACUCUGCAGCUGUUCGCGAGAGCGAGGAUGGAAGGGGGAGGGGCGUCUCGUCUCUGAGUUAGAGGGGGUUAGUCGUGCUCAUCUUGUGCGUGCAUGCCGGUGUGUGCGUGUGUCAAGGAGCCUGUACUCUCUCACACACUCCACUCCGGUCUUGCUUUCCUGGCUGUAGCAUGUCAGAGGAGGGGUGAGUGGAAGCAGGUUGAAGUCUCUGCGUUGGUCUCAUUCAUUGGUCUCAUGGUCCCAUUCAUCUAGACUCAAUUAGGGUCUUGGAAGGAGAAGAUCGGGAUUUUUGGAAUGGUGACGUUCCGACAUCGGGGGAAACUAUCUAUUUUUUUGUGUGGUAUCUAGGCUUUCUCUAUGUACUAUGUUAAGCGUCUUUGUUGUUGUGGUUGUUGUUUUGUAGUGGAGGGAACUGACUCUUUUAGGACCGGCUUCAUAUCUUCCGCAGAUUCUUGCCAUUUGGGGGAUCCUCCACUAUUGUGUCCCAUCCCCCGUGUGGCGAGACCAAGGGGAUUUCCCGCAUCUCGGCUUCUGCUCUAGUCGAGAGAAAGAGCGAGAGGGCGAUUUAAUGGGGAGAGAAGGAUGAAAGAGCGGCCAUCUUUGAGAGCUUUUUUUUUUUUUUUUUUACCAAUGGAGCAUUGGAGCACUGGUGAUUUAGGGCUACCUACUGUUGGGUUGGAGUCGGACGUGUUGGGCUGAUCUGUGUGUGGGAGGACACGCGCGUUCUGUGUUGUGGUGGCUAUACCAGAGAUGGAGGUGAUGUCGUCUUGCUGGAGAGGCCAGGAGGAGCAGGGGGCCAAAGUGAAGGCAGAGAAGAUCCGAGUGGCCCUGGAGAAGAUCAAGGAGGCGCAAGUCAAAAAGCUGGUGAUCCGGGUGCACAUGUCGGACGAGAGCUCCAAGACCAUGAUGGUGGAUGAGAGACAGACUGUCAGACAGGUGCUGGACAGCCUGCUGGACAAGUCUCACUGUGGCUACAGCCCCGACUGGUCACUGGUGGAGACCAUCAACGAGCUGCAAAUGGAGCGGAUCUUUGAGGACCAUGAGAACUUGGUGGAGAACCUACUGAAUUGGACCAGAGACAGCCAUAACAAACUGAUGUUCAUCGAGCGCAUCGAGAAAUAUGCCCUCUUCAAGAACCCCCAGAACUACUUGUUGGGGAGGAAGGAGACCUCUGAAAUGGCCGAUAGGAAUAAAGAGGCCCUACUAGAGGAGUGUUUCUGUGGCAGCUCAGUGUCAGUACCAGAAAUCGAGGGAAUCCUCUGGCUAAAGGAUGAUGGGAAGAAGUCGUGGAAGAAGCGAUACUUCCUGCUGCGCGCAUCAGGAAUCUACUACGUGCCGAAAGGCAAAGCUAAGGCCUCCAGGGACCUGGUAUGCUUUCUACAGCUGGACCACGUUAAUGUGUACUACGGCCAGGACUACCGCAGCAAGUACAAGGCCCCCACAGACUACUGCCUGGCCCUUAAGCACCCCCAGAUCCAGAAGAAGUCCCAGUACAUCAAGUAUCUGUGCUGUGACGACGUCAGGACCCUCCACCAAUGGUUCAACGGCAUUCGCAUCGCCAAGUACGGGAAACAGCUGUAUGUGAACUACCAGGAGGCCAUGAAGCGCACGGAGGCGGCCCACGACUGGUCCUCCCUCUCCACCUCCAGCAUCCGCUCUGGCUCCAGCUCCGGCUCCGGCUCAGCCAGUCUGCCCGAGUCCCAGUCGAACCACUCGGGCCAGUCAGACAGUGGAGUGGACACGGCCUCCUGCCACGGGCGCUCCCAGAGCGUGGUCAGCUCCAUUUUCUCUGAGGCCUGGAAGAGAGGAACGCAGAUGGAGGAGAACACCAGGAUGAGGGAGUCCACCCGAGGCGCCACCCUCCCCCACCCUGCCCACACGCACCGCCAGACCCCACAACUGGAGCCCCCUGCGUUGGCUGCGCCACAACAGCAGCUGCCUCCCCAGACUCACAGCAGCUACACCCACGCUCUACCCCCCAAGCCACAGGGGGGUACCUCCCCCCCACUUCAACAGCAACUGCCCCCCCAGAUCCGCAGCAGUUACACCCAGGUCUUGCCUACCCUGCCCCAACAGCCCUCCCCUCCACCGCCCCAACAGCCCUCCCCUCCACCGCCCCAACAGCCCUCCCCUCCACCGCCCCAACAGCCCUCCCCUCCACCGCCACAACAGCCCUCCCCUCCACAACAGCCCUCCCCUCCACAACAGCCCUCCCCUCCACAACAGCCCUCCCCUCCACAACAGCCCUCCCCUCCACCGCUCCAACAGCUACCCCCCCACAUCCGCAGCAGUUACACCCAGGUCUUGCCUACCCUGCACCAACAGCCCUUCCCUCCACCGCCCCAACAGCCCUUCCCUCCACCGCCCCAACAGCCCUUCCCUCCACCGCCCCAACAGCCCUUUCCUCCACCGCCCCAACAGCUGCCCCCCCAGAUCUGCAGCAGUUACACCCAGGUCUUGCCUUCCUUGCACCCCCAGCCCUCCCCUCCACCACCCCAACAGCUGCCCCCCCAGAUCCGCAGCAGUUACACCCCUGCCUUGCCCUCCCUGCCCUUCCCUCCACCGCCCCAACAGCCCUUCCCUCCACCGCCCCAACAGCCCUUCCCUCCACCGCCCCAACAGCCCUUCCCUCCACCGCCCCAACAGCCCUUCCCUCCACCGCCCCAACAGCCCUUCCCUCCACCGCCCCAACAGCCCUUCCCUCCACCGCCCCAACAGCCCUUCCCUCCACCGCCCCAACAGCCCUUCCCUCCACCGCCCCAACAGCCCUUCCCUCCACCGCCCCAACAGCCCUUCCCUCCACCGCCCCAACAGCCCUUCCCUCCACCGCCCCAACAGCCCUUCCCUCCACCGCCCCAACAGCCCUUCCCUCCACCGCCCCAACAGCCCUUCCCUCCACCGCCCCAACAGCCCUUCCCUCCACCGCCCCAACAGCCCUUCCCUCCACCGCCCCAACAGCCCUCUCCUCCACCACCCCAGCUCUCUCCUCCACCGCCCCAACAGCCCUUCCCUCCACCGCCCCAGCUCUCUCCUCCACCGCCCCAACAGCUGCCUCCCCAGAUCUGCAGUAGUUACACCCAGGUCUUGCCCUCCCUGCCGCCCCAGCUCUCUCCACCACCCCCCCAGCUCUCUCCUCCACCACCUCAACAGCUGUCCCCACAGCCCUACAGCAGCUACAACCAAGCUGUGCCCCCGCCACCCCCUCCCCCGCCACCACCCCCUCCCCCGCCUCCCCUGCCUGCCAGCAGCACCCCUCACCACUCGGGCCCCACAGUGUUCGCCAAGUACAGCACCAUCACCCGGCUGCAGAACCAGAACGCUGCCCACCAGGCCGCCAAUCACCACAGGGCGCAAAACAACCACCAGAGCCCACCCAGGGCGUCAGCUCAAGCCCCGUCUCCUCCCCAUCAGACGGCUGUCAAACCGCUGGUCAACAACAUCAACGUCCCACCUCCCCCGCCGCCCCCUCCCCCGCCCUCCAUGCCUGCUCUGGGGUCGGCCAUGGCCGCACUCCGGCUCGGUUCCCACAGCCCGGCCGCCCUGCCCCAGUUCAUCCCACCACCGCCGGAGAGCAACGACAUCCCCCCUCCCCCUCCUCCUCCACCGCCCCCAGACCUGAUGCCAGGUCUGUGCCCAUUGCCCUACGGCGCCAACGCACUCCAGCAGGCACUGGCCCAGAAGUUCCCCAACGGUCCCCCCCAGGGCCUCUUUCCCCCCGCUGCCAGACUGGUAGAGUCGCCCCCGGCACCGCCUCCUCCCCCCCCACCUCCCCCUCCUACCCCACCGCCUCCCCAGAAUCUCUAUGUGCCUCCCCCACCACCUCCUCCCCCACCUCCUCCUCCCCCAACUUCUCAGCAGCAGUACUCGCCCGCAGCUGCUCCCCCCCCUGCCCUACCCAAAACCUUCUCCCCAGGCUUUCUGCUCCACCACGGUGCCCGGAAGCCUCUCUACCCUGUUUCCCCUCUCCCCCCCGCCCCACCUGCUGCCCCUACUCCUCCCCCACCCCCGCCCCCGCCCCCUCCUCCUCCGGUGUCAAUGAAGAAGCAGCACAGCCUCCAGGUAGUCCACACUCCCAACCAGCCCCCUCCCACAUUUCCCAAGCAGCACAGCCUCUCCAAGCCGCCACCCAUGUCAUUCACGGCUCCGCCCACCACUACCUCCCUGGUCAAACAGAUGGCAAGCCAGUUCCCAGGGUCCACACUGUCAACCAAUCAACUUGAGAGCCCCAAAGCCCCCCUUUCCCCUCCUGCGGUGAAGGCCAAACCAAGAUGGCAGCCAGGCUGUGGACAGGCCCAGCAACAGGCCUCUGAGUUCCCUCCACCCGCUUCUGAGAGCAGCCUGUCUUUCCCUCCUCCUCCCCCUCCUCCUCCGCCCCCACCUGCUCCAGUCACCGGCCUUGCCCCUCUUGCUCCACCUCCCCCUCCCAUCACUGGCCCCACCCCUCCGCCUCCCCCUCUCCCCCCCGGCAACCUAUGCUCGCCCCUGAAGAGAUCUCCAUCGGGCUCCUCCACACCCUUCACAGGCUCCUCUGGCUGGGGGGGCAGGAAGCCCCCGCCCGCCACCCCCCAGAAGGCCUCCAGCAUCAAGUCUAACUCCUCGGCUGAAUACCAGGAGUCCCGCAGGAACCUUCUCAGCAAGUUCGCCCCCCAGUCCUCCUCUUCCCCCUCCACCUUCCCAUCCUUCCCUGCCGUGUCCUUGGGUAGUUCUCCCUCUAAGGACCCCUCCUCCUCCCCGGCCGGCCCCCCGGCGCCCCCCAAGCCAGGCAAGUUGAACCUGGCCAACCUGGCCCUUCAGGCCAAAGUGGGUCAAGUGGGCCAGCAGCGCCAGUCCACCGCCGACUUCCCCUCCCUUCCAGCGGAGUGCGCCGUGGCCUACUUCCCCCCUCCUCCACUGCCCAGUGACGGCCACGUCGGGGCACCUAAGGUAGCAGUGGUCAACCCUCAGCCAAAAGUACCGCCUGCCCCUCCCGGUCCCCCUCCCCCCGCCACCAUCAACUCCUCCUGGGGCAAGGGCUCCCUGAAGAAGGCCCCUCCCCCCAUGCUGCAGAGGAACCAGCCGUCCCCGCCUCCCAAGCUGCCCCUGCCUACCUCGCCCCCCAAGGGGAACGGUAACAACGGCGCCCCCCAGCCGGGCAACUUCAUGGACGACCUGAACCGGACUCUGAAGCGCAAGUCGGUGAGCCGGCAGGGCUCGCUCUCCUCGUCCCGCCUGUCCGGCCCCAAGCUGGAGCCCGCCGCGGGCACCAUGGACGACAUGGAGUUGGCACUGCCCCCUCCACCGCCCGAGUUGCUGUCGGGGGGGAACAUCUCAGGCUAUGCAACGCUACGGCGGGGGCCCCCACCGGCCCCACCCAAGAGGGGGGGCAACACAAAACUGACACACUGACCAGGGGAGUGGUAGAAAAGGAGACUGUUGGAUGAUGUCUACUUUACCUCUCUUGGGGAGGAGUUUCUAUCUAUCAUAUCUAUCACACAGGACCGUCAGUGGACAUUGACAAACUGUACUCCUCGUGUUCCAUGAUUUAUGAUGGUGAAUACUUAACCAUGUAAAUAAGGAAACGCCAAACCACGUAUCAGCUUUUUCGCCGUAUGUUUGUGCCACGUAGUCAGAAAAACCAAUAAUAACGACGUUAGGAUUCAUUCUGCAUCGGUACUGCAUGGACAUGCUGUAAACCAUGGCGCUGUGUGUGUGUGUGUGUGUGUGUGUGUGUGUGUGUGUGUGUGUAUACCCGUUUUGUGUGCGUACCCGUGUGUUUUCACAUGCAUCCAUGUGUGUGAGAGCGAGAGAUAAAGGGGAAAUGGGGGACAGCCCAUAAAGGAAGGCCUCUGUAAUAGGGAUUGUUAUUUUGCCUCUGGUUUUAUAUGAAGUUAUUUAAUACGUGAAAGGAUUUUCUUUAUAGUUACGUUUUUAAAAGCUGCAAGUAUGUUGGAGAGAGGCGGAUAAGAUCGAAAAACUUGAAUCAGUGAGAUAAGAAUUCUCAGAGAGUUUUGACAUUUCCUAAGUAUUCCCUGAAUGUUUUGCAAGUGUCUCACUCGGUGGCACGCAAAUCGGAAGGACGCCUUUUUUCACAGACGAUUGCACUCUCUCGAAGGAAUCUCCAAAUGGGGGGGAAAAAAAGGAGAUUCUCUCCUCCCAAAGGCACGAAAUAAUGACUGUGCAACUGGAAACAUUUGUGACUGGGAAUAAUUUUUUUGUUAAUUUUUUAUUUAAUGCAUACAAUUGUUUUUGCUUAACUGAAGACUGGAACGGCACGUCGUGUGUGUGUGUAUGUCUUUCGAAUGCCCUGUGGGUUGUGUGCUGUGUUUGUUUGACCUUUGACCUGACCGGCAUCUGAGUCGGGUUCAUUAGGCACCAAGCAGAAGAAACGGUCUGUGAAACAGGGAGGGACUCACUGGAUUUGUCCAAUUAGAAACACACAUUUUAGAUUUUCAUUGGGUACAUGCUUUAAAACGUUUGGUGCCUAAUGAACAUCUGCUUCUGUUUAUCUGUACAGUAACAGCUUCUGCUCCCCUCCCAUCGGCCCCUGCCACCUUUAGAUUGUCACAUGACAUGGCCUAAAAUCAAAGAAAUAGAAUGUACAGAGUGGGGGCAGCUUUGCUCCAGGUGCUGUUUACCAUAUACUCAGUUAUUCUCAACAUGGUGGCUAAAAUUGAAGCGACACGUUGUUGCUUUAAGGUACUGAUCAUUGACUUAUGUUGUCAGUAGCAUUAGACUAGACCUGACUGGCUAAAUUAAUUCACAAAUUCCCAUCUGGCUCGCAUUAAAAUUGAAUGUUGCUUUCUAUAUCCUGUUUUUAUGGCCUAAACAUCCCAGUGUGGUGCAGUUUCCUGCUUCUCCUGCCGAAGUGCAGUGCAGAGGGAGGGGGGGGGGGGGGGGGGGGGGGGUUCUCGCAGCAAUGCCUUCAUUUCAAGGGUGCCAGUACUUAUUGUCCUAAUAAGCCUUGAUAUCAAGGUGCUGACAUCUUAAAAGUUGAAUCUAGGGUUUGUCCCCAAUCCUCCACUCUUCUCCCAAAGUGUGACCAUCCUGGAUUGGAUUGAUAGAAGCAUUAGCUUCAGUUUCCACCAUUUUCAGCAAUCGAUACAGUAUAGCGACCAUAACCAAAUAAAGCUGAAUAUCCGUACUGAACUCAAGUGGACCAUGAAUGUUGAGGGACCACUGCUAGACGCAUAAAACAGGCUGUCAUAUUAAUCUUGCUUAUAUCUACAUUGCUUCUGCUCCGUAUUGGUGAAGUUGGCUCGAGACGCUGAUCUUGGGUCAGUUGCACAUUUUUGCAGGUUGGGGAAGCUGAUCCUAGAUCUGUACCUAAGGGGAAACUUCACCCCAGAGUCUGUGCAUUUUCAUGAUUGAAUAUCAUCCUUUUCAGGUUGUUGGUUAACAGUAUGUCAAACUGAAGUAGGCAUUAAAUUAUUGAAGUGUUGUGUAUCUGAUUUUGGGGGCCAUAUGAAACUAAAUGAAUAAAACGGGGGGGAGAUUGCAGACUAAAUGUCUCUACUUGCCCGAAGAUCACAAUAUAAAUGUUGGUAAUCCUACCUCGA
Molecule: messenger RNA, 8720 nt
Organism: Oncorhynchus mykiss (rainbow trout)
Lineage: Eukaryota; Metazoa; Chordata; Actinopteri; Salmoniformes; Salmonidae
Biological process (GO): signal transduction
Cellular component (GO): plasma membrane; cytosol
Source: RefSeq, a predicted model, not a curated record